Doryrhamphus excisus (bluestripe pipefish) is the source of this 1536-nucleotide messenger RNA. It is a transcript of the gene mterf3, whose product is annotated as mitochondrial transcription termination factor 3. The record is from RefSeq and is a predicted model, not a curated record. Gene Ontology annotation, cellular component: mitochondrion. Gene Ontology annotation, molecular function: double-stranded DNA binding. Gene Ontology annotation, biological process: mitochondrial ribosome assembly; regulation of DNA-templated transcription; mitochondrial transcription. NCBI's taxonomy places the organism in Eukaryota, Metazoa, Chordata, Actinopteri, Syngnathiformes, Syngnathidae.
GCACACCCGGGGUUGUGACGUACGUCCGGGUCUGAGUUUAUCCCCACAAUGUGCGCAUGGAAACAUUUGACAUUGCGGGACUUGCGACAAGAAGAAGAAUAUAGGUUUACAUUUGUUGUAAACGUUUGUUUACAAUAAAACCACCAUGGCGUCCUCCUGUGUGCAGCAAUGUCUGAGACACACACUUCGUCUUCCCCUCACGACCAGCACACAAGCUCGGCAUUUUUGCGCAGUCGCAAGGCGAGCCAUGAAGAUUGUGCCUGGCCCUGAAUGCACCACUGGGACUGGAACAAAACCUUUGUCUAGACACAUUUUGAAACAACACACACAGUCUUACAGCGAUUUGUCUGACAGACGUGAAGAAGACAGCGAGAGUUUGUCAAGAAGAGAUAUGUCACACAGCAUCCACUUAAUCCGAAUGAAGGAUGCUGGGACACCGCACGAACACCCCACUUCAUUAGAUCUUGAUGCUGCAGUUGGAUUGUAUGCGUUGGAGGAGAUCAGUGAUGAAGAGGCUGUCAGCCUCACACUGCCUCCUCCUAUCCCAGCUCUCUCCACCUCCCUUAGAGACUACGUAGACAACUCCGAGACCCUCACCAAGCUAGUGCAGCUCGGGGUCAACCUGUGGAAGCUGGAGCAAAGGCGCAGCGUCGGCUCCAUGCUGCUCAGGCUGGACUUCAACACAGACGUGGCCCCGAGGCUGCUCUUCCUCAAGGAGAUCGGCGUGGACGACUCUCGCCUGGGCCACAUCAUCACUUGCAACCCCUUCAUUCUCACAGAGGACGUGGAAAACCUCCAAACCAGGGUCAACUACCUCAAGUCAAAGAAGUUCACUGCUGAGGCUGUAGCGUCCAUGGUAUCCGGAGCUCCUUAUCUUCUCAACUUCAGCGUGAAGAGGCUGGACAACCGUCUGGGCUUCUAUCAGCAGCAGCUGGGCCUCAGUGCUUCCAACACUCGGAGCAUCGUCGCUCGUCUUCCGCGGUUGCUCUGUGGCAGUUUGGAGACGGUGAAAGAAAACCUGAAGGUGUGUGAGAUUGAGCUUGGCUUCAAGGCCAACGAGAUCCAACACAUGGUCCUGGUCGUCCCCAAACUUCUGACCGCCAACAAGAGGAAGUUAACUCAAAUAUUUGAUUUCCUCCACAACACCAUGAAGGUGCCGCACCAACUGAUCACCAAGUUCCCGCAGGUUCUCAAUUCCAAGUUCUUGCGAAUACAAGAGCGCCACCUGUUCCUGCAGUACCUGGGAAAAGCUCAGUACGACCCCGCUCAACCCAACUACAUUUCUCUCCACCGCUUGGUGUCGCUACCCGAUGAGACUUUUUGCAACCAGGUGGCAUUGGCCUCACGGAAAGAUUUUGCUUUGUUCCAGAAGACACUUUAAGGAUUCAUGGACGAGAAAGUGCACCUCAAAAUAAAUAUCUCCACUAAUUUACACCUUCAAUCAAACGAAUGAAUGUAAGUUUUGUCAAAUAGUCUCCAGUAAAUGUCAUAUCCUGGAUUUCCAGCAUGGAUAGUACCAAUAAAAAUAUGAUAAAA